CUUCGACAGUUGUCACGUGUGAACCAUCCAAAUAUCGUCAAGUUAUAUGGAGCUUGUUUAAAUCCAGUAUGUCUCGUAAUGGAAUAUGCUGAAGGAGGUUCUCUCUAUAAUGUCCUACAUGGUGCUGAGCCUCUACCUUAUUAUACUGCUGCACAUGCAAUGAGUUGGUGUUUACAAUGUUCCCAAGGAGUAGCAUACCUUCACAGCAUGAAACCGAAAGCACUCAUUCACAGGGACCUAAAACCACCAAAUUUGCUCUUGGUGGCAGGAGGGACUGUUUUAAAAAUAUGUGAUUUUGGUACAGCUUGUGAUAUUCAGACUCACAUGACCAAUAAUAAGGGCAGUGCUGCUUGGAUGGCACCUGAAGUUUUUGAAGGUAGCAAUUACAGUGAAAAAUGUGAUGUAUUCAGCUGGGGUAUUAUUCUUUGGGAGGUAAUUACUCGCAGAAAACCUUUCGAUGAGAUUGGUGGUCCUGCUUUCCGGAUCAUGUGGGCCGUUCAUAAUG
Molecule: messenger RNA, 505 nt
Organism: Protobothrops mucrosquamatus (brown spotted pit viper)
Lineage: Eukaryota; Metazoa; Chordata; Lepidosauria; Squamata; Viperidae
Product: mitogen-activated protein kinase kinase kinase 7
Exons: 5
Biological process (GO): positive regulation of canonical NF-kappaB signal transduction; JNK cascade; protein phosphorylation
Molecular function (GO): magnesium ion binding; MAP kinase kinase kinase activity; ATP binding
Source: RefSeq, a predicted model, not a curated record